Molecule: messenger RNA, 1017 nt
Organism: Alnus glutinosa
Lineage: Eukaryota; Viridiplantae; Streptophyta; Magnoliopsida; Fagales; Betulaceae
Product: probable trehalase
Exons: 6
Coding region: 19-726 (235 amino acids)
Biological process (GO): trehalose catabolic process
Molecular function (GO): alpha,alpha-trehalase activity
Source: RefSeq, a predicted model, not a curated record
CCCUUGGAUUUCACAACAAUGGCUACGACAUCUGUUUUACCUGUUGAUUUAAAUGCAUAUAUACUCAAGAUGGAACUAGACAUUGCCCACUUGGCAAAAGUUGCUGGAGAUUAUAGUACUGCAGAGAGCUUCUUGAACGCUUCUCGAGCCAGACGGAAGGCAAUAAAAUUUGUUUUCUGGAAUGCAAAGAUGGGACAAUGGCUUGAUUACUGGUUCAAUGAUAGUACAUGUGAGGAACCUCAAACUUGGGAAGUUUGCAACCAGAAUCAGAAUGUAUUUGCUUCAAACUUUGUUCCUUUGUGGGUUGAGUCAUUCUACUCAGAUGAAGAUCCUUCUCUGGUGGAGAAAGUCUUGAGAGGCUUCCAAAGUUCUGGCCUGCUUGGUGCUUUUGGGAUUGCAACUUCUUUGAAAAACUCAGGACAACAAUGGGACUUUCCAAAUGGUUGGGCCCCACUUCAACACAUGAUAGUUGAAGGUCUAGCUAGAUCUGGAUCAAAAGAAGCAAGGUCAUUGGCCGAAGACAUUGCUGUGAGGUGGAUCAGAACCAACUAUGCUGCCUAUAAGAAAACAGGCACAAUGCAUGAAAAACAUGAUGUGACCAAGUGUGGAGAAUUUGGAGGUGGUGGAGAAUACGUACCCCAGACUGGUUUUGGCUGGUCAAAUGGAGUUGUUUUGGCUUUUCUGGAGGAGUUUGGAUGGCCUCAAGACCGAACAAUACAUUGCUAGUGAUCUCGGAGUUUGCAAGCAUAGACAUAUUGCUAUUUGCCUCACUAGCACAUUUUUAAUAACUAGGCUUUUCCUUGCAGGAAGCUAGCCAGUAGAUAAAAGCAUGGCAAUAAAUUACAGUGAUUUUAUUUCAUAAUCUUGAAUUCAAGACAUAUAUGCUAAUGAGGAGACUGAAUCAAAAUUCUCAAAACUUAUUCAUGAAUUCCAUAUUCCACCCACUACCAGUGGAAAAAUUCAAAAUUCAUGAUUUCCAAUUUAUUCAAAUAAAGGGCACCCUACCUUUUCCAUAUC